AUGGAGCUACACUUCACUCGCCCGAACCUUCUCAACACCGUCCUGCGUGAUGCGCAAGGUACACCGUUUUACAGGAUCGAGACAGCCUCGGCGCUUCGCCUCUCAGGGAAAACUACUACCGUCUCUCGUUUUCUCGACGUGCCGAAGCCUGGAUCCCCCGAGCGCGUUGUGGCGGAUAACAUGUCGGACACAGACAUCUUGCUGCAACGUCUGGAGGAGAAACCUGUGGGACAGAUUGUAUGGCGCCGAAUGAAGCAAUCGACCCUCAAGUUUGACGGAAGGGAGGUCCUGGUGAACGAGCACAUGCCGUUGAACAAGACAUAUGCCACGCGACGUACCUUUACCGCUCGCAACGGCCAAGAAUACACCUGGGUCUUCGAUGGGGAUCGCUCCACGCUUGAGAAGGGACCGCCGGGCACCUCGCCUCGCCUGUCCGUCGUCGAAUACAACAAACGUCAACGCGGCUUAUUACCAGGCAAGGAGCCUUCUUACCCAUGGCUCAGGAUCGCACAGGAGAUCGUACCGAUACUGGACGAAGUCGUCUUGACUUUCGUUUGGAUAGAGAAGCGGAGGCACGAGAAGCAAUACGCGGGUUUCGAUGGAGGGGUCAACAAUAUGAUCCAGAGCAUCGAUAACUGGUGA
Molecule: messenger RNA, 642 nt
Organism: Peniophora sp. CBMAI 1063
Lineage: Eukaryota; Fungi; Basidiomycota; Agaricomycetes; Russulales; Peniophoraceae
Source: the annotation of a GenBank genome assembly